GCCAUUUCUAUCAUUAGAUUUUUUUGAAAUUAAUGUUUGAAUUUUGUUGUGAAAUUGGUUUUAAUAUAUAUUUUAAUUUUAAUUUGAUAAAAUUGCUGUGAAGUUGGGGUUUAGGAUUUGAAUUUUGUUACUGUGAAAUUGGAUUUAGAAUUUGAAAUUGAUUAUUGUAAAAUUGGGUUUAGGAUUAGAAUUUUGUUACUUUAGAGUUUGGAAUUGAUUACUAUGAAAUUGAGUUUAGGAUUUAACUUCUAUGGUUUAAAAUUCUCUUUAGGAUUUUCUUUGCUUUAUUGUAAAAUUGAUAUUUGUUACUGUGGUUUUGUGAAAUUAAUGUUUAUUACUGUAAUUCUGUAAAAUUGUUGUGAUUCUAUUAUCUUUAAAUGUUUUAAUAUUGUAUUAAAUAAGUUUUAAUUUGAAGGAUUGUCUAAGAUGUCUGCAAUGAAUCAUAUUCUUGAGAAAAGGAACUUAUAGCCACUAAUGUUCAACCGAGUCUUUUCAAACUACAAGAAUCCUAAUCUUAAGAAAAGACUAUUGAUAUUAUAUUUGUAUUAUAAUUGUAUUGUUUGUGAGAUGAUGAUAUUGUUUGUGUUAAAUUUUUAAUUUGUAUGUUCAUUGGGUUAUAUAAUAUUAUUGUAUUUUUUGUUAAUUCGCAAAUAAAAUUGAAUAUUCACAAAUUAAGUACGAAUAAAGUUAAGAUUGACAUGUUUUUAACCCACUAAUAAAGUUAGAGUUGGAUUUAGACUUUAUAUCCUAUUUUAUUCAUUGCUACCUUUAAAACUGAAGGAAGAGGCUUUUCGUUCGUCAAUGGUGGUUGAUAAUAAUGAUGGCCAUGUUGGUGGUGUUCUUGCAAAUGAAAAGCUUUCUGGAAUUGGGAUAAUUGUAUUGUGUUAUUAGUUUUUAGACUAAUGAAUUAUGAGCUAAUUACUAUGGUACUUGCAUGGUUAUUUGGUGUUAAAAUUUUGUUAAAUUUAUUUUUUAUAAUAAAUUUAUUAACUCUUAUCUUUUCCCUUAUGUUUUUCCGUUAAAUGAAGAAGUAGAGAUUAGGCAUGAAGAUUAUCAUUUGAAAUUAGAAAAAUGAAUUAAUUGAUGAUCCAUGCAAGUACGAAUUAUAGCGAGAUUGAUACGAAUACUUUUCUUGAAAAAAUAUCUAUCCUUUUCUUUCUUGCCAUUUCUCAUUGGGUAGACCCACAUCAAUUUUUAAUAUAUUUUAGUGGAUUACAUUAAUUGUUUUAUUAAAUCUGCAUACUGACCACAAUUUGGUAUUCGAAUAGAUUCAAAUUUGAUGCAUACCAUAGUGUAGUGAAAGAAGUUUUAUGCUCACAUCUCUUUUAAAAGAAAAGACCAGGUAAUUGAUUUCGUUAAAUUAUUGUGUAACUUUAUGUUUUUACUACAUUAAAAUUACUUAUUUUAAAAUGUGAAAAAUAUAUUUUAAAAAAAUAUAGACAUCAAAUCACUUCUGUCCAGUCUAAAAUUUUUAACUUAGAAUUUAAUUAAUUAGAAAUUAUUAGAAAAAUUAUUAAAGUCCAAUUUGAGUAAAUAACUUAAAUAAGUUCUUUUGAAAAAGGAACUUAAAACAUAAUGACUUUUAUUAAAAACAGCUUAUAAAUAAAUUAUUUUGUGUAUUAAUUAAAUAAAAAAUUAUUAAUGAGUAUUUAUAAUAAAUUUAUUUUGAUAUAUGUGCGUGAGCGUGACAUAUAUUGAUCGAAGAGAAUAAAACUUUUACUUUUUAUUUUACUCUCAGAAUACUUAAAAAUAAUCAGGACAAUUAAUUGAAAGUCUAUCUGACACCAUUUUUAACGGAAUGUAUAGUAAUUUUACCAUCAAUAUAUAACAAUAAUUAAACACACCCUCUAAAUCAAUAUUUUAAAUUAUAUAAAGCAUUUUCUUGUUAAGAAAGCAUUUGACAAUUUCUCAAAUGGUUGUUGAGAGGAUCUUAAUAUCCAACUACUUAUUACAGUUUACCUUUUUCUCUUUUCUAACAUUCAACAAUUAUUCAAGUUGCGAAAUUCAACUUUUAGUUUUAUGGUUUCUGGCGACAAGAUAUUGGGAGAUUCAUUUUAACUAGAUAUAAAUAAAAAUAUAUUUUAGAUAAGUUAAAUUCUAUUUGCAGAUAAUACUAAUAAAAUAUUUAUUGUUUUUUGUUUUUUUUUUAAAGUUAAGAGUAAGACUCGAACCUGAUUUCUAAAUGAAUAUGAAAAGAUUAUGUCAUUUGAAUUAUAAAUCGUUGAUACAAAAUAUUUAUUGUUAGUUUGUAUGUUUAAGUUAUAUUAUAUCUCAUGCAAGAGAAUUACAAGAAUAUUCAUGUAUGGAUUACUUACUAGAGCUGUUUGCGCAAUAAAGAAAAUAAAGAACAAAGCAACUUCCGUAUAUCGAUUGGCUAUGACAUACUUCUUGUUUGAUUCUUGUAGUUUUUAAUUGUGCAAAUGAUCAUGGUGGGUUAGUUACGUUUUUUGAAAAAAUAAUUAUUAAACUCCGAGUUAGAAGUGCAAGGUAUAAAACAGCUAUCACUCAAACAAAAAUUAAUUAAAAAUAGUAUUAAGAGUGGCUGAUUUUUUUGCUUAUGGAAAGAAGCCAUGUGUAUCACCAUGAAAUGGAAGAAAUGUAAAAUAUUGCACUACUAUAGGUUAGAGACAAAAGGUAACUUACGAUUUAUAUUUGUUAAAUAUUUUUUAUUUUUGAAAUAAAAUAAACGUAGCUUACAUUUUAGCUUUUUAUUUUUUUUUUAAUUUUUUUAGUUGGCUUUUAAAAAAAUGCACCUUGCUUUUUUGCACCUGAAAAUGCUGAUUUUUUUUUGAAACUCACAAAACGUAGGUUGCGUUUUGUUAGUGUCAGAAACUUUUCUUGAAAGUCCAAAAAUGCAUCCUGCGUUUUGUGCACAUAAUAAUAUUUAAAUUCACAAAUUUGCCUAUAAAUACGAAGUCCGAUUUUGUUUUUCUUCAUCUUCACUUCUCCUCUUGGUUUUUCUUUCAUAAAGUCCUCAAUAGGGUGUUUUUUUGGCAGAUAACUGUGUCAAAAAAAUAGAGUUAGUUGAUGCUGAAGUUAUGGAAGGUGUUGCAAACUUGCGAGUAUAUUAUAACGGUGAGGUUAUAACAAACACAUGAAGGAGUGACCUUUGUUUGUGAAAGUCCAUUGUCAUUUGCCAUUCCAUGUACCAUGAGUUUUGUCGAGUUGCAAAAUGGUCUUUGUAAUAACAUUCAAAGCCACAUUUUGAAAAGGGUGAGCAAUCUUUUAUACAGAAGUCCUGUGCAAGUAUUUGGUGGGCUAAUACAGUUUCAAAUAAUGGCCAUCACUGACGAUGCCAGUAUGCAGCAGAUAUUUUAUAUUUAUCAACAAACCCGAUCUCAAGUGCCGAUGAUAGAGCUGUACGUUGAGUUUGAACAGCAGUUGGGGAUGAGUACGGUCGGUGAGGAGGUCAAUGUUGAUGAGCUCGGGGAUAUAGAUUGGGAAGAAGAUAAUAAUGAUAGCGAAGAGGAAUUCGAAGCUAACUAUGAAGUCGAUGACGAAAACGAUGACGGAGACUUGGCAGGCAAUCCGGCGGUGCAAAAUGAAGCGAAUGCCGUUGUAAGCCAACACCCGUUUGGUGUUCCGUCUUUUAUGCAGACUCUAGAUCUCGAAGCCAUGCAUGCCCCGAAAUUUCCUGAGUAUGCGAAUACGAGCAACGUUGCGGCGGAAGAUGGCGAGUUUAGUGUCGGAAUGGAAUUUGGUUCGAGAGAGUCAGUGAUAUCUGCAAUCAAAAGCUACACCAUUUCUAGAGGAGUUGAUUACACUGUGUAUGAGUCUGAGCCGCAGACAUUCUAUGCGAAAUGCAAGGGGUAUGGUGCAGGGUGAGACUGGCUUAUCCGAGCUAGCUUGAUUCGAAAAAAAGCUUGUUGGGAGAUCAGGAGAUACAAUGAGAAGCACACGUGCACGAUUUCACAAGAUCAUGCCAAGUUGGACUCAGACACAAUUGCAGAUGCCAUUAGGCCGUUGGUCGAAGCAGAUCCCUCGAUAAAGGUGAAGUCCGUUAUUGCAGAAAUUCAAGGUAGGUUCAACUACACUGUGAGUUACCGUAAGGCUUGGUUGGCAAAGCAGAAAGCUGUUGCAAAAGUUUUUGGUGAUUGGGAAGUUUCUUACCAGACUCUGCCAGUGUGGUUGAAAGCAAUGACAGUGAAGAUGCCAAGGUCUCGUGUUCAAAUUAAAACGCUCCCCGUUUACCGUGAGAGUGAGGAGGUUCAAGGUGUAAGAGUUCUGCACCGCAUUUUUUGGAGCUUCUAUCUGUGUAUUGUAGCAUUCAGACACUGCAAGCCACUGGUGCAGGUUGAUGGCACGCACCUGUACGGAAAAUAUAAAGGUGCACUUCUGGUAGCUGUUGCAUAGGAUGGGAAUCAAAACACUGUGCCUAUUGCAUUUGCGAUUGUCGAGGGCGAGACAGCAGACGCGUGGGAGUUUUUCCUAACCAAUUUGCGGAGAUAUGUUGUUACCAUUGAUGGUGUGGGUAUUAUUUCUGACCGCCAUACCUCCAUCGACGCUGCAAUAGCUCGCAGUAACGGUGCAUGGUCACCACCAAGGGCGUGGCACAUGUACUGCAUCAGGCACAUCGGGACCAACUUCUUAAGGAGGUUCAAGGCUUCAUAUUUGCAUAAACUCGUGGUCAACACAGGCUAUUCUAGGACGGAGUAGGAGUACAACAAAAAUACCAAAGGCUUAAAGAGCGGGAUGAGGCAUAUACUCAAUGGUGCGAUGAGAUCGGUGUUGAGAGAUGGGUGUUGGCAUUCGAUGGUGGUCAUCGUUGGGGACAUAUGACAACAAACUUGGUAGAGUGUAUAAAUUCUAUCCUGAAGGGUGCACGUAACCUUCCUGUGACUGCCCUUGUCCGGUCAACUUUCUAUCAGCUGAAUGAGUUGUUCACUCGGAAGAGUACUGAGGCUCAUGACCGUCUCCGCAACGGAUUCAUGUAUUCAGAAUUUGCAACGAAGAGAGUUGAAGAAAGCUUUCGACGUGCAAGAAACAUUGUGGUCAACCGGUUCGACAGGCGCAACGAGAUGUUUGAGGUCCGCGAAAUGCAAGAUGGUACCAUUUACACUGUUAAUCUUGCGCAACGACACUGCGACUGUGGCCACUUCCAGGUUGAGCGACUUCCAUGUCGCCACGUGCUUGUAUGUUGCGCCAACCAGCGUCUUGAUUGGCAAGUGUACGUGCACGAUGUGUACAAGAUGUCUCAAAUUUGCAAGGUGUACAGAGGCGAGUUUGUUCCGAUGGGUGACCCAUCUACGUGGGAUAGAUAUGAAGGAGCGAAGGUAAUUGCCAACUAGACAUUGAGGCGCGCGACAAAGGGAAGACCGAAGUCAACCCGCUACUUGAAUGAGAUGGAUUCGCGGGAUAUGCGUGGUCCUCGCCAGUGUACGGUUUGUGGACGCGAGCUGCAGCCGGUGUCCUCAGCGCGCAGAUCCAAGCUCCGCUGGAGGACAAUAGUGGCUAAGCUUUUGUGUAACUUUAUUAUCCCCUACAUCACAGUUGUGUGUGGCUUUUAUGUAACCUGGUCCUCUAUUUUAAAUUAGUUAACACUUAUUAAAUCAAUAAAUAUUUUAAACUUGUCAUGUAACUUUCUAUGUUGUUAACUUUCAUUCUAUGCGGUAAACACUGAAUAAUAAUUAAGCAGGAUAAUCUGGGACGUCUUUUAUGCGAGCACAAAGCUAAAUAUAUAACAACAAUAAUACUUAACACUACCAAGUCAUAAUACAAUACUGAA
Messenger RNA from Arachis stenosperma, 5725 nucleotides. RefSeq lists its product as uncharacterized. Lineage: Eukaryota; Viridiplantae; Streptophyta; Magnoliopsida; Fabales; Fabaceae. The record is from RefSeq and is a predicted model, not a curated record. The coding region runs from base 3151 to 3825 and encodes 224 amino acids. The transcript is spliced from 3 exons.